This is a messenger RNA of Penicillium odoratum, 588 nucleotides long. RefSeq lists its product as uncharacterized. The transcript is spliced from 2 exons. The record is from RefSeq and is a predicted model, not a curated record. Lineage: Eukaryota; Fungi; Ascomycota; Eurotiomycetes; Eurotiales; Aspergillaceae. The coding region runs from base 1 to 588 and encodes 195 amino acids.
AUGCCAACCGAAAAUCAGAACACGCGAUUAUAUAAGCUGUAUUACGUCUUGACUGUGAUUUAUCCCCCGCUGGUUCUUUGCGUCAAGACAACCUUACUUUCGAUCCUCGCGAGAAUUUUCACACUUUAUCAGACGCAAGUCGUUGGUGUGUACUCAAUAUUCGCUAUUUUUGUCAUCUACUACACGAUCAUAUUUUUCAUCAAAGUCUUUAUUUGCAGUCCGAUUUCGUGUUUCUGGACCGAGUUCAACAACAAUAUUCAUUGCUUGAAUAAAGGAGCGGUGAUCAUUGCUGAUGCAGUUAUGAGCGUUACGAGUGAUAUGGUGAUCCUGCUUCUGCCCCUUGCGCUUACAAUGCCAUUGAAUCUGCCGAGACCCAAGAAGUUGAAAGCAGCUCUGAUGCUGGGUUGUGGAGGUCUCGCAAUUGGGUUCAGUAUCUAUCGACUUAUCUUGGUUAUUCAUGAGAAGGAAAUUAUCUCCUCGCCGUCAGUUUUCAUGAGAGUUCUACUUUCUGGGUCAGUGGGCCUCAAGAAAAACAAAAUAUCAAUAAUUCCAAUUGUUGACUUCGACUUGAUAGAAACGCUGAAAUAG